AUUGAUCCUAUAGAUUUAGAGUUUCUUACAUGCUUAAGAUCUGGAUCUUCAAAUCUUUCAUCUCUGAGAGUUUGCUGAUAACAAAUACCAUUUUGAAUUCAAGAAUUUUGCAAAUGAACCCCGUUUCAGUUUCUUCAUUUUCGGUUAUAGAAGUGGCUCCUAAGACAAGAUCUUUCUGUUUUCUUCUCUGCUUUUUCUUGCUAUUGGCCUGUCUCUUCACAACAGGCCAUGGUUCUGAGAGUGAUAUCCAUUGCUUGAGAUCCAUUAAACAGUCAAUUGAUCCAUUUAAUCAGUUGUUUGACUGGGAUUUCAACAGAAAUACCAAAGGGUACUUUUGUGGAUUCACUGGUGUUGAGUGCACGAUCAUUGGUGAACAUAGAGUAUCAGGUCUUCAGCUUUCUAAUAUGUGGCUUAAAGGAUCAUUCCCUCAUGGCAUUGAAAAUUGUUCAGUACUGCAGACACUUGACCUUUCCACAAAUCAAAUUUCAGGUGAAAUUCCGAAGGGUGUUGCCAAAUUAUAUUCGCUGAUGACCCUUAAACUUGAUGGAAACCAGCUAUCUGGUGAAAUCCCUCAAGAAAUUGGGUUGCUUCCUCAAAUCAAAUCUUUCAAUGUUGCCAACAAUUUUUUGUCAGGGCAAGUGCCAGUGUUUACCAGAAGUCCUCAAGUUAGCUUGAGUUAUGCCAAUAAUAGUGGUCUUUGUGGGCAUACUCUAGAACCAUGUGAAAACAAAUCUUCUGAUAGAUCAUUUUGGUAUAGUUUUGCUAUUGCUUAUGUUUGUUCAGCAACAUCAGCCAUAGUUUCUUUUAUGUACUAUUACCAACCUUGGAGAGACUUGAAGAAAAGGAGGAGAAAUGCUAUAUCUUUUCAAAGAAAGAGACAGAAUAAUCAACCUCGUACUACAGAGGUUGCCGAGUUGCUGCCAUUGGCAUUGCAAGAGCAUGGAACCAAAGAGCUCUCAGCAUUGUUGGAGAGGUUGAUUUCUAGAAUAAGCUUUGGAGAAUUAUGUGAAGCAACAAAUUAUUUCAGCACGGACAACGUCCUAGGCUUUGGAGCGAGAGGGAUCGUGUACAAGGCCAAGCUACCAAACAACUAUUUCAUGGCAGUUAAAAGACUCUAUGAUUCUCAACUGUACAAGAGAGAGUUCUUGUUAGAAACGAUGAUCUCAGCUGGAUACAGACACCAAAACAUAGUCCCACUGCUUGGAUUCUGUCUGGAUAAAAGGGAAAGGAUUCUGGUUUAUGAAUACAUGUCAAAUGGAAAGCUCCAAGAUUGGCUACAAUCUGAUGGACCUCAACCUAUGGUAUUUGAAUGGUCUGUGAGGGUUUAUAUUGCUCUUGGACUAGCCAGAGGCUUGUCUUGGCUUCACAAGAAGUGCAAAAUAGUCCAUCUCAAUCUGAGUUCUGAGUGUGUUCUGCUCAGCAAAGAUUUCGAACCCAAAAUUUCCAACUUUGGCAAGGCAAAAUUCAUCAAUCAUACUAACGAUCGUUUGAGGACAAAGCUGCUUAUGAUAAAUGGACUUGGGCAGAAGGGUUCUGUGGAGAAGGAUGUAUACAGCUUUGGGAUUAUCCUUUUUGAGCUCAUAACAGGGAAGAGAUUGAGUGCAACCACUGAUUCUUCUGACAGUGUUGGCAGCAGCUCUUUGAUGAAAUUGAUCAGUAGUAACUUGUUCAGUGGUCCUUACGAUUUUUACAAUGUCAUUGAUAAAUCUCUUAUUGGAAAAGGAUUUGAUGAGAAAAUCUUUGGUCUCAUUGAAGUAGCACGUGACUGUAUUAAGCCUUCUCUGGCUCAGAGACCAAAGAUGGCUGAUGCGUACAAAAGAAUGAGAGCUUUGUGGGAGGGAUAUGGACCCACGUACUAUUCUGGAAGUCUAAAGCCAUCUACGAUUUAUCCUAUUGAGGUAACACGUGAAAACGAAAUUGAAUGCAUUGACUGAGUUGUAAAUUUAAUUUUUGUUUUAAUUAAGUCACAUUUACAAUGUCUAGAAUUAGGGAUAGGCAUUAUUCCCUGUCUUCUCAACUUUGUACCAUCCAUAAUAGCUUAUUCUAAUGAUCCUUGUGCAUAUAUAUGCAGCAAAAGUUAGUCUGUUGUAAUUCUUAUAAAUGCAAAUUAAUGCUGUAAUCUUCACCCUUUUCAAAUUUACAAGUGACUGAGUUCAAUCACUUGCCAUAUCAAAUAGGAGAGAUGCUUGAAAUGGGCAGAGAUAAGAUGGACAUGAGUAAUAAUAUUUGUGAUAUGAGACUGAUAUGUAGU
Prosopis cineraria is the source of this 2251-nucleotide messenger RNA. Its product is annotated as probably inactive leucine-rich repeat receptor-like protein kinase At5g48380. Gene Ontology annotation, biological process: protein phosphorylation. NCBI's taxonomy places the organism in Eukaryota, Viridiplantae, Streptophyta, Magnoliopsida, Fabales, Fabaceae. The transcript is spliced from 2 exons. The record is from RefSeq and is a predicted model, not a curated record. The coding region runs from base 30 to 1934 and encodes 634 amino acids. Gene Ontology annotation, molecular function: protein kinase activity; ATP binding; protein binding.